CGAUGAUAUUCAAGAUCAUAUUCAAUCGGAUACACCAAGCCAGCUAUUGACGGUCACCAUGGCACUGGCGGCCUUGGCCUCGCUGACUGAUGAGCUCAUUACUACGGUUGCCAGAGUUGCCCCUGAGCAAAAGGAUUCUCCGCGCGUUCAGAGUAUUAAGCGCCGCGUGGAGGCUGCACUACGUCCAGGUACCCAUGGACGGAUAAACCAAUUUGAAGUGAUUCGCCAGCUCGAGGGCCUUCAGGAGAAAUUCCAAGUCUUGAAUCGAGACGAGCUGGCUGCAGCUCUGCAUAAUCGCCUUACCGAGUUACAGGGUUACCCGAAUGCAUGGCAUCCCGAAAUUCUGAGCUUGUUGGUGCAACUCUCAGAUCGUCCUGCUCAACUAGCAAAAAUUAAUCGAUCGGCGACGCCGCUCAACGCAAAUCAAGCCCCCGAGCAGCCGUUGUCAUGGGCUGACCUCGAUGCUAGCGGGGCCGCCUUCGGCGACGAAGAUAUCUGGGAGGAGGUUGAUUUCGACCCCAGCUCCUCAGGCGAUGACUUUGAUUCUUUUACCAGUGAGGUCUCUCUCACCCGAGGGACGCCCCAAACACCCCCUGCGUCAGAGGAAGAGUAUGUAAUUCCGGACGCGGUGUUUGUCUCGGGCGAAGAUGAAGACCUUAUCACUUCUAUGGAGAAGGCUCAGUUUUGGAAGCCUGAGAACAAACCUCCUGUUUCCAGAGGGAAAGAGGAGGCGUCCUGUCCUAUCACUGAAUUGCAAUUAGCCAGAGAAGCGAUAUUCAUGCUGCAAGGCUUACCGACGUCGAUCUUCUGGCGUUUCGAUAAUGAUAUUGAAGUAGACCGCAGCUACAAACUUGCACACUCAUCCCAUACGGCUCUUCUAUCGUUGUUGGAGUUUUUCACCGAGACUGGCUCAAAGAUUGACACCCUUCGGCGAUUCACCGCAGCUCCCCAGUCGAUAGCCUACAUGCAGACAUUCUGCCGAGGCGUCGAAGACCGUCUGCACGAGUUCGAUGGGUUUCUCUCCAAGGUCCAAUCUAGCUAUCUCUCUGCUGGCUCGAUAGUUAGUCUCCUUCAAUUGAGUGACGAUGUUCGCCAAUUUUCUCAUCAACUGCUGCUUUUAUCCGACCUGGUUGCAAAGUUGGAGAAGAACUCGACGGAUCGACCAAUGCGAUGCCUCGACCUAUUGUACAACUUGGUAUGCAUGACAGAAGCUCUGGGCGACGAGGAAACCACAAGAACACUCGCAAUCUUGUUCUUCUCAUGCUUCAAAACUUAUACAAGGUCAAUCCAACUUUGGAUGGAAUCUGGUCAAGCUGAUUCCACCGACACAGCUUUCUUUGUGAAAUUGAAAAGUGACAAUGGUGAUCUGCGGACAUUGUGGCAUGACUGGUACGAGAUUGAUGAGGGACACCGAGGAGAGAAUAUUCCUCAAUUUCUGGAGCCUAGUCUUCUCAAGGUCUUUACUACUGGCAAGAGCAUGGUCUUCCUGCGCCACCUGAAUGCACUUCCAGACCGUUCUCAGUCAGCAAUCCAGGCGGACACGAUAUUCGAUGAUGUGUAUGCCGAAUCAACACAUACGGCUCUUCCUUUUUCUGCACUAGUCGAGUCUGCGUUUGACCGCUUGGUAGAUCUCAAUCACUCGGCCAGCGCGGGUCUUCUGCGGACAGAACUUUAUGAACAGUGUGGAUUUUGGUUGUCUUUCGACGCCCUGCAACACGUCUAUCUUGGCCAGGACCUGAGCAUCAUCGGCAUGAUCGACACUAAGGUCUUCGAGCUGAUGGACCGCGGCCGAUCAUGGGAUGACAAGUUCCUGCUGACCGAGGUGACAAGGUCCGCAUUUAGCGCAAUGCCAAAUAUGGACCUAUCAAGACUGGUUGUACGAUCGAAUGGCUCUUCCUCCCAUGACACUCACACCCUUACCCGAACUGUCGAUAUCCUCGAAACUAUCUCCAUCGACUACGUACUUCCAUGGCCCGUGGCAAACAUCGUCACACAGGACGCCAUCCACGCCUACCAGCGAAUCUCGACAUUCCUCAUGCAGAUCCGCCGCGCAAAGUAUGCCCUUGUCAAGCAGCGCUUACGAGACGGACGCGGUGUAACACCGGGUGACCGAGAUGGAGCCCUUGUGCACAGUCUGCACCACAAUCUACUCUGGGUUUUCGAUACCCUCUACGCACACCUUACCUAUUUCGUAAUAUCAACCGGAAACCAAUCUCUACACCAGGCUCUCUCCAAUGCCGAGGACGUAGACGCCAUGAUCACCGCACACGACUCCUACAUCUACUCACUGGAAGACCAAUGUCUCCUAUCCAACAAUCUCUCUCCAAUCCACGAGGCUAUCAUCAACCUCCUGGAUCUCUCCAUCCACUUCGCAGACCUACAGACCGUCCACGCAGCCGAGGAAGGAAUGUUUGAUCAAGGCGAUGCUAGCAUGCUGAAUACACUACGGCGAAAGAGGAGUGACGAAGAUAACUCGGACUCGGAUUCAGAUGAAGACAAUGACUUUGAGCAUGAGCAAACAUUGACUAUCUCAUUCCGCGAUUCGCCAUAUGCUCUCCAGAUACGAAAUGUCAAGCGUCAGUUUGAUCAUUUGAUGAACUUUGUGGCAGAUGGGCUGAAAGGUGUUGCUCGCGCUGAUGGUCUGCCUAGCUGGAACAUUUUGGCAGAGCGUCUGGAAUGGAGAAAGAGCUGA
Penicillium subrubescens is the source of this 2692-nucleotide messenger RNA. RefSeq lists its product as uncharacterized. Gene Ontology annotation, molecular function: microtubule minus-end binding; gamma-tubulin binding. Bases 59 to 2692 code for a protein of 877 amino acids. NCBI's taxonomy places the organism in Eukaryota, Fungi, Ascomycota, Eurotiomycetes, Eurotiales, Aspergillaceae. Gene Ontology annotation, cellular component: gamma-tubulin complex; centrosome; equatorial microtubule organizing center. Gene Ontology annotation, biological process: microtubule nucleation; cytoplasmic microtubule organization; meiotic cell cycle. The transcript has 2 exons. The record is from RefSeq and is a predicted model, not a curated record.